AUAUUUUAUGGGAUAUACCUGUAGCAUCUUCGUUCGUAUUUUAGUCUCGUACUGUUUGUGAUCGGUGCAACAAGUUUCUUCGCAUUGACACUUGACAGUGGUUUAUUCUUUUUUUUUAUUUUUAAUUCGAAAAUUUAAAUUCUGUUCGUUGGUAAACAUGAAGGUGGUAUUACUCCUGUCUCUCCUGGCCGUGGCCUCCAGCUACCCUAUCGUGAAGACCUGGACCCUCACGGAGCUGUCCACAGCCAUUGAGACCAAACAAGUGGGCCCUGACCUGAUGCCCUACGUGGAGACGGCUCUCAAUGAGAUCAUGUAUGGACUGUUCACGGGGAAAACUGAUCUUAUCCACGCAGCCAUUCCAUCACCGUCAGGAGCAGACACCUGGACGGUGCAGGAGUUGAAGAAGGCCCUCAAGGAUCCCAGCAUGAGGCCAGAGUACAUUCCAGCUCUGAUGCAAGCACAGGCCUUCGUGGAGCGCAAGAAUGCGACUGGACAAUUAGAGGAGGCUGUGCAAGUCCUGAUCCCAGCUUUGGACAUAGCCACAUGGAGUGAGUCCGACCUGUUGGAAGCCCUGAACACUCCCAACGUGAAGGAAGAACUCCGACCAUUCCUGGAGAAGGCAUUCAACGAACUGAAGGUGGCACAAGAAGAGGGAGGGAAUCCACGGAACAUCGUGUACACAGUGACGCCCGUCGGCCUGAUACCCUCUAAGGCUGACUACGAUUACUUGCUGAAGCCAUCGAAGCGCCUCAUCAAGAAGACUAAGAAGAUAAUCCCUUCUUAGUCUUAUACAUGGGAUAAGAUAAAAUUCUGUCAACGAUAUACAGAAUGGGGGAAAGAAACAAGUUUAAACAAUGAAGAUAUGGGAUUUCAAUUGUGAUUUUAUUGUUAUUUUAAUAAAUGAUACGUAAUA
Messenger RNA from Spodoptera frugiperda (fall armyworm), 913 nucleotides. RefSeq lists its product as uncharacterized. Bases 158 to 784 code for a protein of 208 amino acids. The record is from RefSeq and is a predicted model, not a curated record. The transcript has 6 exons. NCBI's taxonomy places the organism in Eukaryota, Metazoa, Arthropoda, Insecta, Lepidoptera, Noctuidae.